Molecule: messenger RNA, 813 nt
Organism: Aspergillus puulaauensis
Lineage: Eukaryota; Fungi; Ascomycota; Eurotiomycetes; Eurotiales; Aspergillaceae
Exons: 4
Coding region: 1-813 (270 amino acids)
Molecular function (GO): oxidoreductase activity
Source: RefSeq, a predicted model, not a curated record
AUGGCUACAGAUGUUCAGGCAAAGUUGACAUAUCUCCAAUGGCAACCCAGCUACACCCACACGCGGCCAUAUCGCAUUGGACAGCUCGUCGGACGGAGAAAGUCCAAGAAGCAGAAAGAGGGUGAGAAGACAACAAACUUGGUAUUCUGCGUGGCAGAGCAUGCGGAAACUAUAAAAGAUAUCAGGGGGUUGAAUGGCUCUUCGUUUAAUCUUGACGCCAAUGGGUUUGCCUACUUGAAAUGUCCGCGGCCUGCUCUUGCAAAUGCAUAUGAUUACUCGGAUCCUGGAAAGAUUGAAAAUAUCUUCCUGCCCGAGUGCAAGGACAUCUUGAAACAUUAUGUUGAGGGAGCUGACGAGGUUUUGAUUUUUGAUUGGAAGAUCAGAAAGAGAAAAAGUGCAAAAGAGCGACGAAGGAGAAACCCAAAUUUGCAGGGCUUUGCCCGCCAGGUCCAUAUUGAUACACUCCUAACCCGAGACGAGAUCGGAACUCCCAUGAUGGAACGUAUUCGAAACCAUCUCCCCGCAGAAUCACAGCACCUUCUUUCCGGGCGAGUCCAACUGAUCAAUUUUUGGCGACCAAUAAGUGGACCGGUUGAAGACCACCCGAUUGCCGUUUGUGAUAGACGGACCCUGGAUCCAUCCAAUUUGAUCGAAACUGAUAUGAUACGCGGUGAGUAUACCGGCACUAUGCUUUAUCCGCAGUAUGAGCCGAAUGGGACAUGUCAGUGGUACUAUAUGAAUGGACAAGACGUGGAAGAUGUCCUUCUUUUCAAAGGAUUUGAUACGAGGGAAAGCAGUGUCAAGUGUGAGUGA